Messenger RNA from Dendrobium catenatum, 1912 nucleotides. RefSeq lists its product as uncharacterized. Lineage: Eukaryota; Viridiplantae; Streptophyta; Magnoliopsida; Asparagales; Orchidaceae. The transcript is spliced from 8 exons. The record is from RefSeq and is a predicted model, not a curated record. Bases 154 to 1743 code for a protein of 529 amino acids.
ACAAGGCUGCGGUACAUCUUAUCUCGGCCAAAUCGCCAGAUAAAAUCCUACUGUUCCAUCUCGCUAUUCUCCCACGGCGCCAUUUAUACGGCGUUGAGUUCUUCUCUCUCUAAUGCCGCCGUCGCCGCCUCCGUCUGCCGAUCGCCGGUUUCCAUGGCUUCCCCUUCGUCCCUGAUCGAAGAUCCCUCUUCUCCCUCCCUCCAAAAUGGUGCCGCAGCGGAGCGCCGCCUCCGCGAGGCCGAGGAGAGGCUGAAGGAUGCCAUCGAGGAGCUACAGCUCCACUACGCACGACGUGGCGGCGGCGGUAGAGGAUCCGUAGAAGGAGAACAGCCGGAGUGCGACCAUGCCAACGAGUCAUGUGUGGCUCACGCCAUCGGGAACCUUUGCCAGACCUUCUUGCUUUCCUAUGGGGUUAGGGUUGGGAUUGGCAUCCUCCUCCGCGCCUUCAAACUCGCUCGCCGACGCUCUUAUUCCUCUAUCAUUGAUCUCAAGCAACUUGUUUCUGAGAAGGACUUGAUAGUGAGAGAGGAAGCAUGCCGUAUUGGUUUCCUUUUUGGUGGCUUUACUGGGUCCUAUCACGCUCUACGUUGUUUCUUAAGAAAGUUCAGGAGGAAAGAAACGCCAUUGAAUGCAAUCUUAGCAGGUUCUGUUGCUGGCUUGUCUAUAUUGGCGUUAGAUGAUUCAAGUAGGAGACGCACUCUUGCUUUAUACCUUGCGGCUAGGCUUGCUCAGUGCACAUAUAAUUCUGCAAAGUCAAAGAAUAAAUUUCAUCUUUGGGGAAGCCACUGGAAGCAUGGAGAUUCAUUGCUCUUUUCUCUGGUCUCUGCUCAGGUCAUGUACGCCUUUGUAAUGCGGCCUGAGAGCUUGCCUAAGGCAUAUCAGGAUUUUAUUCAGAAGACAGGACCUGUUGAAGAGUCUGUAUAUAAGGCUGUGAGAGACACUUGUAGAGGUUCUCCGGUGGAUGUUAUUUCUCUGUCUGCUUACCUGUCAAAUAUAAAGGGAUCCAACAAUUUAAACUUGACUGAAUAUCCUUCCAUAAUACCUUGCUCUAUAAUUCAUCCCAACAGUGAUUCUUGUAUAGCUCAUAAUGCUGCAGCUGCAUCAUUAACUUUCAGGAAGACUUUUCCACUAUACUUUUCACUGACAUUUGUUCCAUUUGUUGUUCUCCGUCUUCAAAAGUUUCUUAAGGCUCCUAUGCAGACCAGUUGGAUUGCUGUUCUUGGUGCUGUCCGCUCCACAUCUUUUCUAUCUGCUUUUGUUGCAUUAUUCCAGGCUGUUAUAUGUUUGCACCGAAAGGUGGCAACUAAAGAUCACAAACUUGUAUAUUGGAUUGCUGGAGCAUUUGCUGGACUCUCCGUGCUUCUUGAAAAGAAGGGUAGGAGAUCUGAAUUGGCAUUGUAUGUUCUUCCACGGGCUGGAGAUUCUUUGUGGUAUAUCAUAGUAAAUCGCCACUUGCUACCUAAUGUGAAGAAUGCUGAGGUUGCUCUCUUUUGCAUGUGUAUGGGUGGAAUAAUGUAUUUCUUAGAGCAUGAACCAGAAACUAUGGCUCCACUUCUCAGAGGUCUCAUUCGUAGGUUUCUAGCAAGCAGAAUCACCAAUCCAAGCCCACCUUCCAAACGGAGUGCUUCGUAUUCUUAUUUGCAGACUCUUGGCUCAAUCGACAACUCCAAACUUAAAGAGGUGGUGGAAAAUGAAGCUACAAUGUCGGCAAAAUACAACCUUGAAUCAAUCCCUGGUUUAUAGGUAUUUCAAUUUCUAGUCUUUCUGUAGCAAAAUGGGUCUGGAUUCAUACUCUUUAAUAUCAAAUUGAGCUGAAAUUUAACAAAAUAACUCACGCCGGAUAUUCUUAAAUUGAAUGUUGUAUUAUUAAACUUCAUUAUCAAAUUUCUUCAUCAUAUAAUUUUUUUAGUGA